UUUCCUUCUCCCCAGUGGAGAUCCAGCCAAUCUUUGGUCGUUGGUCCGUAUUCCAAUAUUAGUUCCCCGGAUUAGUUUCUUCUUGCUUUCCUGUCUGUGUAACUUACCAAACCACUUCCCAGCUGGCCUUCAUUUUUCAAUUCUAAAUCCUUCCCAUCCAAAUCAACAACGAAGACAAAUUAUUUAAAUAGUAAUUGGAAUUGAGUAGCUUGUUAGUAAAGUUGGAUUUGCAACAAGCUUUAGUGGAGUUCUUGGCUGUGAGCGUGUGGUUUCGCUGGGGUGAGAAAAGCAGAGAGAGAAGAAACAGAGAGAGAGCGAGAGAGGCAGCCAUGGUAGUGAGGAAGGUGGGAAAGUACGAAAUCGGGAGAACAGUUGGGGAGGGAACCUUCGCCAAGGUGAAGUUCGCUCAGAACACAGAGACUGGCGAGAGUGUCGCCAUGAAAGUGCUCGACCGUAGCACCAUCAUCAAGCACAAGAUGGUCGAUCAGAUCAAGAAGGAGAUUUCUAUCAUGAAGCUAGUUCGACAUCCAUAUGUUGUUCGUCUGCAUGAGGUUCUAGCAAGUCGUACAAAGAUUUACAUCAUAUUGGAGUUCAUUACAGGUGGUGAAUUGUUUGAUAAAAUUGUACACCAUGGCCGUCUUAGUGAAGCUGAAGCUAGAAGAUACUUCCAACAGCUUAUUGAUGGUGUAGAUUAUUGCCACAGUAAGGGAGUCUAUCACAGAGAUUUGAAGCCUGAAAAUUUACUGCUAGAUUCUUUAGGAAAUAUAAAGAUUUCAGAUUUUGGUUUGAGUGCAUUGCCAGAACAGGGGGUUAGUGUCCUUCGGACGACUUGUGGGACUCCAAACUAUGUAGCCCCUGAGGUACUUAGUCACAAGGGUUACAAUGGAGCCGCAGCAGAUGUUUGGUCCUGUGGGGUUAUUCUUUAUGUUCUAAUUGCUGGAUAUCUUCCCUUUGAUGAGUUGGAUCUAACUACCUUAUACAGUAAGAUUGAGAAUGCAGAGUUUUCAUGCCCUUCGUGGUUUCCUGUGGGAGCAAAAGCUUUAAUACAUAGAAUUUUGGACCCAAAUCCUGAAACUCGCAUGACCAUUGAACAGAUAAAAAGUGAUGAGUGGUUUCAGAAGAACUAUGUUCCUGUCAGUCUUCUUGAGCAUGAAGAUGUGAACCUGGAUGAUGUAAAUGCAGCUUUCGAUGAUGCUGAGGAUCAGCGGGUUAACCAACAAUGUGAAAACGAAGACGGGGGUCCAUUAAUGCUUAGUGCAUUUGACUUGAUAAUUCUAUCUCAAGGCUUAAAUCUUGCAACAAUCUUCGAUCGUGGACGGGAUUCCAUGAAGUACCCAACACGCUUUAUCUCUCAAAAGCCAGCAAAGGUGGUUUUAUCAAGCAUGGAAGUUGUGGCUCAGUCAAUGGGAUUUAAGACGCAUAUUCGCAACUAUAAGAUGAGAGUGGAGGGUAUGGCAGCAAAUAAAACUUUUUUCUCAGUCAUCCUGGAAGUUUUUGAAGUUGCUCCGUCAUUCUUUAUGGUGGACAUUCAAAAGGCAGCUGGAGACGUAGGUGAAUACCUCAAGUUUUACAAGAACUUCUGUAGCAAUCUUGAUGAUAUCAUCUGGAAACCGCCUUAUGAAGAAAGCAAAUCAAGGAGCUCUAGCAAUAAAAGUAGAAGGCGAUCCUUUCACUUCAUGUGAUAUCUUUUGCUCUCGUUCACUUGGAAAAAAUGGGGGGAAAAUCUAGUUCCACACAGAGAUAUAGAAAUGGGCCUUGCGAAGCGAGGUUAAAGCUGGCUUGGCUUGCCUUUUUAACUCCACCGCUUCCUUAUCUUUAACCCACGCCAUGCUUUGUGAUCUCAUAUAGAAGAUAUAGUUCAAAUUCCAGAGAGAAACUGGAAGACAAAAAAGUAAUAUACACAAUCUGCAUCAUUAUACCUUUGGUUUUUGUAUAUCUAUUCAUAUCAGAUCUAGUUUUGACAUUAUGGUUUAUCCUGUAGUAUUUUAUGUGUUGAUUAUCAAUUGAUACGUACGUAAGUGAGAUUCAGGCACCAGGAUAGAGAAAUGCACUAGUUCCAUCAGUUGUACUUUUCGUUGAGGGUGCUUGAUUGAUUUUGAAUAUAAAUGAAAGCAAAGGAGUACGGUUAAUGCUUAAAUUUAGUUAUUACUUUUUA
Molecule: messenger RNA, 2155 nt
Organism: Neltuma alba
Lineage: Eukaryota; Viridiplantae; Streptophyta; Magnoliopsida; Fabales; Fabaceae
Product: CBL-interacting serine/threonine-protein kinase 8-like
Exons: 14
Coding region: 330-1682 (450 amino acids)
Biological process (GO): protein phosphorylation; signal transduction
Molecular function (GO): protein serine/threonine kinase activity; ATP binding
Source: RefSeq, a predicted model, not a curated record